Molecule: messenger RNA, 2109 nt
Organism: Capronia epimyces CBS 606.96
Lineage: Eukaryota; Fungi; Ascomycota; Eurotiomycetes; Chaetothyriales; Herpotrichiellaceae
Exons: 5
Coding region: 1-2109 (702 amino acids)
Biological process (GO): DNA-templated transcription; positive regulation of transcription by RNA polymerase II
Molecular function (GO): DNA-binding transcription factor activity, RNA polymerase II-specific; zinc ion binding; sequence-specific DNA binding
Source: RefSeq, a predicted model, not a curated record
AUGAACUUGAUGUCUCCAAAGGGAACACCGGUUCAGAACAACGAAGAUGGCGCUGAUGAACCCGAGGGUGAGGAGGAGGAAGACGGCGACGACAUUGAAGAUGAUGACUAUGAUGAUCAUGAUGAAGCGGCCAACAUUUCUAGACAACUGCCCUCAAGUAUUCAUGCCACUUCAUCGUCCAACAUCAACCCUCCGAAUCAUCGUCUUCUACAAAGACAAUCCCUUCACAGAGUGACACCCACGGUGAUGCAGCGAGGGAACCACGCACAGUCAAGCACCGAAUCUGGCACAACAGGCUUAACUGGCAUUCACAAAGCUACAGGUACUGGGCAGGCUGGGCAGGCGGCGGAGGUGACCUACAACAAGCGAACAGUCGGGUCCAGCCCUGGAGGAGAAGGCGUAUUGGAAGUCUAUCUGAGCAAUCUGGUGGCAUCAAUGGACAUGCUUCCUGUGGCAGUUCAAGAUCAUCUAACCAACCUCUAUUUUCAGUCGGCCAAUGCAAAGUGGCCGUUCCUCCUUCGCAGCGAAGUUGAGGGGUGGAUUCGAUCUACGAGGACUCCGGGGUCAGAUGGUCAUUCUGAUGAACACUACAAACGAUUCUUUUCGAACAUGGCAAGUGCUCUCGCGUACAAUGCCAGAUGGUUGCUAAGAGGUUGCAAGAUAUUCAGCAUCAGUAUCCUUCUGAACCCCAAGUUGUCGUUGGGCUCGACGCAACUAUCUCAGUUCUUUCACGAUCGAGCAUUAGCCAAUUUCACCUCAUUCGGGGUGGCUCAGGGUAGUCUGGUACGUAGUGUCCAGGCUCACGUUAUGCUAGCCAUACACGCCCUCUUUUGCCCUUCCUCCGACCAGAUCUUCCAGAAGGUGUCGUCGGCCCUCCGUUUCUGCGUCUUCGCAAAGUUCCACCUGGCAGAGACUGAACCACAGCCCGUUGAUUCUCAUGCGCGAGUGGAGAUCCAGAUGCGCAGACGGCUGUUCUGGGUCUCAUACUCUCUUGAUAGAUUGGUUUGUGGCUUAUUUGGGCUUCCAUUGUCCGUGCCGGACAACGCCAUUACAGUUCCAAUGUUUGAGGGUCUAGAAGACAGCUCUAUAGCUGAAAAACGACCUCCGUCACAGAACGUCAUCCACCGCACCUCUAUAUCACUGGCAAUACAUCGUCUUCGUUGCUUCCAGAUCCAGUCGGAAAUCAUUGCGAUGACUACUGGACCCGACUCUGCACGCAACCCCGAAUCAAUGUCCGAGUGGAGAUCUUCCAUGAUGGGUAAGCUGGAUCAAUGGAAGUCACAAUUGCAGCAUCUCAGUGAGCCCAAUUCUCCGGGUUCUGGAAACGUCCCGUCGAGAUGGCUUUCAAUCGUCUACAACCAUUGCUUGCUGUAUCUCCAUCGACCAAACACGCACAAUGUGAGAGGCCCUCAUGGGGAGUGGUCCGUGCGAAUCGGCAUCCAGAGUGCCCUGAUCUUUCGGAAGUUUCAAGCUGAUCAAACAAUGGCACACCGAUGGAUGGGUCUCAUUAGCCAAUUCUCCAUUGCGAUAACUAUUCUUUAUUGCUUUUGGGCGACACCACCUCGAUUCCGAACCGAGUCAUACAACAUCCAAAAAGCCAUCCUGGGUAUUCAAGCUUGCUCGAACAUCCUUGCAGUCAUGGCUGAUCGAUGGGAAAGUGCCCGUGAUCUAAGAGACGUGUUCGAGGCUCUGGCGGGAGAAACACCUUUGGUAGAACCUGCUUCACUGAACCAGCAAGUCAUAUCUGGUCGGGCCAUUAAAAUGAUCAGUGCGGAAGCUGCAAGUAAGAUUCGAUCCAAGAUGCCGUCGGUCAAGUCAAUGGUCAUUAAUCGACAAAUCCUGUCCAUGAUCGAAGAGAUGAUCAAUGAUGCGCUGCCUGAAGACGAUGAACUCGAUACCAACACGAUAUCUACCGGGCGAGAAAGCGACGACAUGAGCCAACACAACCGGCUAGCCUUCAGUCAACCCGAGCCCGUGGCAGCUCUUCACUACCCUGACCCUGCUGCAUGGAGGUAUUCUCUUCUGGACAACAGUCAUGAUACAGCAAUGUUGGAAUUCCCGGGAGAAAUAUCAAACCUUGGGGGUUACGACUUGUUCGACGUGCUUUGA